This is a messenger RNA of Dentiscutata erythropus, 291 nucleotides long. Lineage: Eukaryota; Fungi; Glomeromycota; Glomeromycetes; Diversisporales; Gigasporaceae. The record is from the annotation of a GenBank genome assembly.
GUGACAGGACCAAAUUCGUUUUGCUGGUGCGACAAGUAUCUUAAAGAUGCAGAGGACAAGUGCGAGAUGUGUGAGGAACGGGUACAAAAACGGGAGGCCGUCUCAAUAGUACCACUGGACGAAAUCUGGGAUGUCCGUUGUAAUAUAGUCCUAGGAAGAACGAAAAUACCCAAGGAGAAUCAGUACAAGCCAUGUCAGGGAAGCGAAACCUAUCAAGCAGCAUCCGUAUUGAACAUCCUUGCGACACCUGAAAUUUUUGAAGGAGGAAAUAAAGCUUAUGUUAGAGAAUAA